Molecule: messenger RNA, 2664 nt
Organism: Calliphora vicina (urban bluebottle blowfly)
Lineage: Eukaryota; Metazoa; Arthropoda; Insecta; Diptera; Calliphoridae
Product: ATP-dependent RNA helicase DDX24
Exons: 9
Coding region: 107-2587 (826 amino acids)
Molecular function (GO): ATP binding; RNA helicase activity; nucleic acid binding
Source: RefSeq, a predicted model, not a curated record
AUCAUAACAAAACAAAAACUUUUUUUAGCCAUUGAUUAAAGAAAACACGUGCCGGAAAGUUGUAAUUUCAGAAUUCAAGUAAUUUAUUAAAAAUAAAAAAACAAAAAUGGUACAAAAUAAACAAAAAAGUCCAAAAAUGAAACCACCAAGUGUAAAAGUUAAAAAGAAUGCAGCUAAAACAGUUGACAAGUGGGAAAAAGUGAAAAUAAAAGGCAGUGUCAUAACCGAAGAUGGUGUGGGUUUGGAAGGACUCAUUGGUUUAGAAGUUUUGGAGGACUAUGCAUCCAAUUUGAUAGGAACAUCCAAGCCCAAAUUAACACGCAAACAAAAACGAUUGGAUCGUAAGAAGGGUACAAAAAAAGGCAAGGCAGCGGAGGGCUCAGAUGAAAGUGAUAGCGAGGAAGAUAGCUCAGAUGAGAGUGGUGACGAAGGUAAUGGUAAGGCAGCAAAGAAAAAGGCUAAGAAGGAGGAUUACUUAAGCAAAAAAUUGGAAAGAAGACGUGAAAAGCGAGAGGAACGCAAAUUAAAACGUAAAGAAGAUAAAAAAAAUCCAGCCGCUAAAACAGAAACACAAAAUACUGAUAAGAAAUCAAAAAAAUCAAAAGAUAAAACUAGCAAAAAGGGAAAACAAAACGAAGAUCGUUUUAAGUUGUUGAGACCACCACCUACAGAGGAUGAUGAAGUAUCAAAAUCUGAUGAUAGUGAUGAAGAGGAAGACAAAGUGCCCGAACUAGUAGAUAGCAAAGCCAUAAGCGUAGAUGAUUUAGAGGGCUGGAAUGGUUUAGGUGUUCCCCAGUGUAUACUUGAGGCAUUGGCUGAAAAGGGUUUUAAGUCACCCACCGAAAUACAAUCUCGCACCUUGGCCGCUGCUAUUUUGGGUAAAAAGGAUAUUUUAGGAGCUGCUGAGACGGGCAGUGGAAAAACUUUAGCCUUUGGCAUACCCAUGUUGACCGGUAUUAUGGAAUUGAAAAGAAAAAAUGUCAGAACUGGCAUAAGAAAACCUUUAGGUAAAAGUAAAAAUAAGGAAACUGCCAAAGAGGAAAUAAUUGAAGAAGAAAUAGAAGACCCAGAAGCCAUGGACCUAGACAACUGCUCCGAAUUUAAUGAUUCAGAUGAGGAAGAAGCUCCAGUUCAAGGCGGUGCUCUUUUUGCAUUGGUUUUAACACCCACCAGAGAAUUGGCUGUGCAAGUAAAAGACCACAUAGUAGCGGCAGCUAAAUAUACGGGCAUUAAAGUGGCGGCCAUAUUUGGAGGCUUGUCGUUGGCUAAACAGGAACGUGUAUUAAAUUCACAUCCUGAAAUUGUAGUGGCCACUCCUGGACGUUUGUGGGAGUUGUAUCAACAAGGCAAUAAACAUUUGAGUAAAAUAGAAGAUAUUAGUUUCUUGGCCAUUGAUGAAACAGAUCGUAUGGUGGAAAAGGGCCAUUUUGAAGAGUUGAGAACUUUAUUGAGAGUGAUCAAUGAAAAUGAGCAGAAAAAACAAUCACGUCAGAACUUUAUAUUCUCGGCUACCUUGACCUUGGUACAUGAUUUGCCCGAUCACAUGCAAAAACGUAAUUAUGGCAAACGGCCCAAAUUUGUUAAACAAACCUCGGAAAUGAAAAUUCAAAGUUUUAUAGAAGAAUUGGGCAUAUCCCAGCCCAAGAUAGUGGAUAUAACCAGUUCCCAACAAACUGCCCAGACUCUUACGGAAUGCCGUUUAAUUUGUCCUUUGGAGCACAAGGAUUUCUAUUUAUAUUACUUUGUACAACGUCAUCCAGGCAGGACCAUUGUCUUCUGCAAUUCCAUAGACUGUGUUAAGAGAUUAUCUACACUUUUUGGUUUAUUGGAUUGUAAUCCCUUGCCCUUGCAUGCUAAUAUGAUACAAAAACAACGUCUUAAGAAUUUAGAAAGAUUUAGAGAUAAUGUUUGUGGUCUACUAAUAGCUACUGAUGUAGCGGCUAGAGGUUUGGAUAUACCCAAUGUAGAGCACGUUAUUCACUAUCAGGUGCCCCGUACUAGUGAAAAUUAUGUGCACAGAUCUGGUCGUACAGCAAGAGCUAAUAAAAAUGGUAUAACUGUAAUGUUUAUGGAACCAGGCGAGGUUAAAACUUACAUCAAAUUAUACAAAACUUUAGAGCGAACUGAAGACUUACCAUUGUUUCCGGUAUCGGAGCGUUAUUUGAAUGCAGUAAAGGAACGUGUAAAUUUAGCACGUGAAGUUGAUAAACAAGAAUUAAAAUUAAAACGUACCCAAACGGAAUUAGGCUGGAUGAAAAAACAUGCCGAAGAAAUGGAUAUGGUGAUCGAGGGUUUCAAUGAUGAAUCGGGUAGUGAUCAGGACGAAGAUCCUUAUAUAAUAGAAAAACGUCGCAAUCGCGUACAAUUGGACGGUGUUAGAUCUGAAUUAAAAACCUUAUUGUCACGUCCGAUAUUCCCCCGAGGCUUUAGUUUCAAAUAUCCCGGUGUUAAUGGACAAUUACAAAUGACACAAAUGUCAGGAGAUAAUAAUGAUGAAGCCCCAAGUGCCGUGCAAGUCAUGAAAGAUGCCAUUGAAGAUUUAAAACAAGCCAAGAAAAUGCGCAACAAGAAAAAGAAAAGUACAUAGAGAAUAAUUAAUGUAUACAAAUAAAAUAGAAAUUAUAAAUAAAUUUUAUAUACAAAUAUGUAUAAUAAUAAAACAAA